GUCGAGUGGCAGUAUCUGUUGGAGGAACUCUUCCAGAAGCAGCUGACGGAGGAGGAUAACAUCUACGUGUAUUACCCAGAGUAUCUGGCUAACCUCUGUAACCUCAUCCAUGAUCUUGACCCAUGGAUGGUCCACUACGGUCUACUGGCUGUCUACAUAUACGACGUCCUCCUGGAAACUGUCUCUACUGCUGACGACACUGACCGUCAGUCCUUCUGUCUCCAGGCCAGCAAGAACGCCUUCGGUGAGGUCAUGUCUAACAUGUAUCUUCAUCACGUCGGUAACAACACCAUCAAUACUAUCAGAACCCACGCGACAAGUAUGCUUGAGCUGCUAAGGGAGGAGGUUGAAGAGUCUAUCAAGUCAGCGUCGUGGCUGAGCGGGACUGACCAGGCUGUUGCUCUUGGCAAGCUACACACACUCGAGGCUGAGAUGGGCGGCUUCGACAACCACUGGAACAUCGCCUAUGUGAACAAGUCCCACACCGAGAUAAGGUUUCAGGAAGACUUCAGCUUCCUGGAGGCGGUCCAGGAGCUAUACCGAGUCUUCAGGAGAGAACUCUACCGUCUCUAUCACAUACCCAUUGAGAGAGGAGCUUUCAUCUGGACCUUCACAGUGCAGCCGUAUGUUGUGAACGCCUUCCAUAUGCAGUCCACCAAUAUCAUCGUGCUUCCUGAAGCUUUCUUCCAGCCUCCCUUUUACCGUGCUGACAGCCCUGAGUACCUCAACUAUGGCUCUGCUGCUAACUCCAUGGCUCAUGAGAUCUUCCAUGGACUUGACUUUACUGGAGUGCUGUACGACGCCCGGGGUCACCUAACAAGGCCCUUCAGUGAUGCAGUGAAGCAGCAUCUUAACCAGACAGUACAGUGCUACCACAACCUCCUCUCCAGCAACUUCUAUGAGGAGGUUCUUAUUGAGGACACCAACAUAGCUAUGGAGAUUGACAGCAGUGCCACUCUGAACGAGAAUCUGGCAGACAUCGCCGGCAUCAGGCACGCAUAUAGAGCAUACCAGAGGUGGGUUGACAGACAUCACACAGAAGCUCGCUUACCAGCUCUCUCUCUCAACCCCAGUCAACUUUUCUUCGUCUCUGCUGCCCAGCCUUACUGUGCUGUUAUACCCGACCUGGCCAAGAUCUUCCUCAUGGAGAUGGACGAACACUUGCCCAAUGGCAUGAGAAUCAACGCACUGAUGAUGAACACUCCAGAGUUCGCGCAAGCAUUCAACUGCAGUGUUGACUCUAAGAUGGUGGCCCAGGAGACCUGUCAUAUAUUCUGAUGUUGACCAACUUCUGUAACCUGAUUAAUGCAACAGUAGCCGGCACCAAUAAGUCUACCUAACACACCUUCAAUAUCUUGAUAGUGACCAGUUUUCUGGCCCAUCAGGCUGGCCUACUAUAUUAUCUGGCCCAUCAGGCUGGACCACCAAGCUGGCUCACCAGCUGGGCCAUCAGCCUGGAAUACCAGGCUGGCCCAUCACAUCUUUGGGCCACGACUAAUACAAAUCAAGCAUCAUCUUUGGAGUCAGCGGGCGGAGCGGUAAACUCGUAGGGGUCACACGGCACCUCGGGAAAUGGACGACAAGCAAGUUCGAUUCAAGAAAAGGAAGGAUAUGUCUGUUUCCUCGGAUCAAGAGCCUCCUCCCUCACCGGUAUUGAGGCACCUCCACUGAGAAGGAAACCAAGCCAGACGAAGGCCGUCGACUUGAAGCCGGAGGCCUUCUUGAAGCCGAACGAAGGCCGUCUUGAAACCAGAUGGAGGCUGUCUUGAAGCCGGACGGAGGCCGCCUUGAAGCCGGACGGAGUCUACCUACCUACUUGGAGGGUAUUCCGGGGAUCAACGCCCCCGCGGCCCGGUCCACGACCAGGCCUCCCGGUGGAUCAGGGCCUGAUCAACCAGGCUGUUACUGCUGGCCGCACGUAGUCAAAAGUACGAACCACAGCCCGGCUGAUCCGGCACCGACUUUAGGUAUCUGUCCAGCUCCUUCUUGAAGGCAGCCAGGGACCUAUUGGUAAUUCUCCGUAUGCAUGGUGGGAGACUGUUGAACAGUCUUGGGCCUCGGACACUAUGGUGUUUUCUCUAGUGUACAAUGGCGCCCCUACUUUUGAUUGGGGGUAUUUUGCACCGCCUGCCCAGUCUUUUACUUUCGUAGGGAGUGAUUUCUGAGUGCAGAUUCGGGACCAUUCCUUCUAGGAUUUUCCAAGUGUAGAUUAUGAUAUCUCUCUCUCGCCUGUGUUGUUUCGAAGCCGGACAUAGGUCGUCUUGGAGCCUGGGCUCCUCAGUACUCGUGACCUGAAUGAAGCAAGACUCUGCAAAUUUGUACCAGGUUUUCUCUUUCUCUCUGUUUUGUCUACUGACACAGUACACCCGACCAGUUUAACACCGCCCACACUCAAGUGCCAUCCAGGUGAUCUCAUAUAAAUAUCCACUUGCCAGGUGUGUCUGCACACAGGGCCCCAGACUGCCACAGGGGCCCAGACUGCCACAGGGGCCCAGACUGCCACAGGGGCGCAGACUGCUACAGGGGCCUAGAUUGCAGCAAUCUAAAAUAGUGCAGUCUUUGCCUGAACCGUAAUUAGACAAAAGACUUAUUGAGCGGCAUUUUGAUCUCUUAAGACCUUUCUAAAGUCGAUGACCUGAUGGAGAUCUAAGGUGGUAAACCUCGAAGUACAACAACAAGACCUUACAGGGUGUUGCAGCUGCAGGAGACUGACAGUUCUGAAGACAGAACUCUAACACAGUCUUCAAGCUGCAGAACCUUUACAAUCUGUUGUUCGUGUUCCUUUACAGAAGCUAGAACCAGGAGAGAUUAAUUCAGUUUCUGGAACUAAAACCUCUCUGGUUAUAACCAACUCCAAAACAAUGACCGUCAAUAUGCGUAUAUGUAUAUACGGUCAACUUACUCCAUAACAAUUAGCCGUCAAGAUGCGUAUAUGUAUAUACGACCAACUUACUCCAUAACAAUAGCCGUCAAGAUGCGUAUAUGUAUAUACGACCAACUUACUCCAUAACAAUAGCCGUCAAGAUGCGUAUCUAUUUAAGCAAAACUCUGGGGGAAAUCAAUUUCUCUUCAGAGUAAAUAUUGAUCUGUAUUAAAAAAAACGCAUCGUUCCUCAUUUGUUUCUUUUUUUUAUGACGACUACUCAGAUAAAAAAAAUAUAUAAAG
Messenger RNA from Cherax quadricarinatus, 3165 nucleotides. NCBI's taxonomy places the organism in Eukaryota, Metazoa, Arthropoda, Malacostraca, Decapoda, Parastacidae. The record is from RefSeq and is a predicted model, not a curated record.